This is a messenger RNA of Prunus armeniaca (apricot), 306 nucleotides long. NCBI's taxonomy places the organism in Eukaryota, Viridiplantae, Streptophyta, Magnoliopsida, Rosales, Rosaceae. The record is from the annotation of a GenBank genome assembly.
AUGCAUCUGAAAAAGAAAAAGGAAAAUGUUGCACUGAGUGCAGUAGAUGAUGAGGUAUCGACUAUCAGUAGAAGUUCUAGGAAAAUCCUCUUGGAGGGUGAUUACUUUUAUAUCAUCCAAGGUGGUAUGGAACAUAUGCAUGUUCUCGGUCUUUUGUCAUGCACAGGGCUCAUUUGGAAUGGGGGUUUGGAAUCUGGAAGCUUUGCUUUUAUGCCGUGGACUUGCAGAGCUUGUGGAGAUCUUUUUUGGAAAAGAAUUCUGAAGAGGAGUUUGGUGGCUGUAGCACAAAGACAUAUCACAUGGUAG